UCGUGCGCACUUGUAAGCGUCUUUCUCAGUGCGUGUCUCUCCACUGUGGGAUGUUACACCGAUGACAACUCUUUGGACUUUAACAUGUGCACGGAGGAGAGCGGCAACAGACACUUUUGCUCACACUCGUCAGAGAACACCUCUUGAUGACUUUCUCACCGCUGGACGCCACAUCUGGACCCGGGACGAGACCUGACCUCUCUUUUUCUUUGACUUCACUUUCAGGUUGGAAUAUUGGACUAGCUCUCCAUAACAUCCUUUUUUUGUUCUUAAAAAAAGUUUUUUUUUUGGACUUGGACUUCUUAAUGCCAAAAGACAACAAAAAAUGGAACACUCAUCAGUCAUCAGAGUGACAUGUAUUUUGGUUUUUAUCUGUCUCCUUGAUAAAAGGGUAGACGCUAAUGAAAUCCUUGGCCUGAAGCUCCCCAACAUCGACCCGAUUCUGAAUGCCAACACAGUGUGCCUGACACUGCCGGGCUUGACCCGGCGACAGCUGGAGGUGUGCAUGCGCAACCCUGAUGUGACGGCUUCAGCCAUCCAGGGAAUCCAGAUUGCUAUCCACGAGUGUCAACACCAGUUCAGAGGGCACCGAUGGAACUGUUCCAGCCUGGAGACGAGGAACAAAAUACCUUACGACAGCAUUGUCUUCAAAAGAGGUUUUCGAGAAAGCGCCUUUGCGUAUGCCAUUGCAGCAGCAGGCGUGGUGCAUGCUGUGGCCAACGCCUGCUCCAUGGGCAAACUGAAAGCCUGUAGCUGUGACGAGAAGCGACGUGGCGAUGAGGAAGCCUUUCGCAUCAAACUGCACCGCUUGCAACUGGAGGCCAUCCAUCGAGGGAAGGGGAUGGUACAUGGUGUCAUGGAACACUUCCCUGCCGAGCUUCCCGGACCCCAGGACUCAUGGGAGUGGGGCGGCUGCAGUCCUGAUGUGGAAUUUGGAGAAAAAUUCUCACGCGACUUCCUGGAUGCCCGUGAGACCUACAGAGACAUCCAUGCCCGUAUGAGGCUUCAUAACAACCGGGUUGGCAGACAGGUGGUGCUAGAUCACAUGAGGAGGAAAUGCAAGUGUCAUGGGACAUCAGGAAGCUGUCAGUUAAAGACUUGCUGGCAGGUCACUCCCGAAUUCCGUGUGGUUGGCUCCAUCCUCAAAGAACGUUUCCACAUCGCCACACUUAUCAAGGCCCACAACCGCAACACCGGGCAGCUGGAUCACUCCCACCACAACAACAACAACAACCACCACAACCAUCACAACAACCACCACCACCAUCAUCACCACCACCAUCACACACACCGCCGCAGGCCAAGCAUCAAUGACCUUGUCUACUUUGAAAAGUCACCGGAUUUCUGUGAGCGAGACCUGGGUUCGGACUCAGCGGGAACGCAGGGACGGAUCUGCAACAAGACCAGUCCAGGCAUGGACAACUGUGAGACACUUUGCUGCGGAAGAGGCCACAACAUUCUGCAGCAGACACGCAGUGAACGUUGCAACUGCAAGUUUCACUGGUGUUGCUACGUGGUAUGUGAAGAGUGCAGGAUAACAGAAUGGGUCAGUGUGUGCAAAUGAAGAAGUAUUGAAAAAGACUACAAGAAAAAGAAAGAAAAAUAACAUUUAAAAUUGAGAUUAUUGACAAGAAAGUGGUCUGUGACUGUGAGAUAUGUGCCCCGCUCCAUGUUGCGUUUGGCUUUGCGGGACAGAGGAGCAGAACUCUGCGAAGAGCUUCAGGCGGCAUAAAUUUGCAUGUUGGAAAGAGACAUGCCCAAAGCUGUCACAACUCUGCAAGCAUGGAUGUUUUGCAUUUCUUUUGAUACAAAGAAGCACACUUCUAUCAGGUAUAUGAAAGCGAUAAAUGCAAAAAAAAAAAAAAAAGGAAAAAGGAACGGCACCGCACUCUGAAACCCAUACACACAGACAAUAACACUAUUUACAGCAUAAACACCAUGUUACAUAACAUUUUUAUGUCUUAUAUUUACAUGUACAGUAACAAACAGACUGUUUCACAACAAGAAUUUGUUGGAGCAUGCCUGGAGCACAGAGAUGUCAGGCACUGUUCAAGGGCACUUAGGAAAUGAAAUGUGUAUAUAUUUGUAUGCAAUAGCCUUGGACAGUCCUUAAUUCCAUCAGUGAAUAUUAAAAUAUUAAAAGUGUGAUGUACACACCAGCUAAAGGCAAGCAAAUUGGACCAAAACAGAAUGUACCACUUCUAUGACAGGAGGAGGACUUUGAGGAAAAAAGCAUGGCCUCAAUCCGAAAUCAAAGACUGAAAUUUAAUGACAGUUGAGAGAGUGAUCUGAUAAUCUGAUUGCUGCUGCGGCUUCCUGGGAUUUCUCCUAUCAGACCUGAGCAAUUGGAACCAUUUCCUUCCCUUUAAUAGAGGAUGUUGAAAUAAAAGCCACCUCAAUUAGCUCUGGAUAGAAAAGGCACAAUCACAGUCACGCUUUAUCAUGUAAAACGACUGUCAGCGUACAGUGCCCAGUGGAUCCCCGAGAUUGGCAUUUCCUGUAAAUAUGUAUAAUUAUAAUAAUGCUGUAUGAAUGGAAUGAGCACAUGAACACGUUUUAUCAUGCCAUGUGCUGUGUGCAACACUGUGUGGCCUUUGUGUUACGUAUACACAGUACCUACACUCACACUUUGUAAGCACACCUGUGGAUAUUCUGAUGUCAACCUCCAAGUCUACCAAUAAGAAAGCUGACAUGGUUUCUGCAACAUGCAAACUUCUAAGCUGAUAAAAUGUACAAGAGUUGGCUGGUUUGUGAAAAAAAAAAAGAAAAAAAAGGCUAAUUUAUUUCAAGUAAAUAUGGUCCUGUGUUGAAAGUACAGAAAACAGGAAUCUUGUUUCUGGUGUUUAACUGAUUUAAGUCUGUUUGCACAAGCAGAACUUUAUCCAGGAAACUCUGGGAGUAUUUUCUCAUGAAUUCAUGUAAAAUGUGUAUUUUUUUAUGUUUUUAUAUGUUUGUUAUCUAAGUUAUUUUAUUUUUGUGGAUAACUUAAUAUUUGUACAACAAUAAAGAAAGAGCAUUAUUCUCAUAUGGGUAUUGAAUAAGAAGAAAUAAUAAUCAAGAUGAAAUUAUUGUUGCAAGAUAGCUGCUGCCUGCAAUUGAUCCUAAAUUAAGCUAAAUGCAGAGUGGGACUACUUUAGCGAUCAGAAAGAUAAUUUCCAUCUUCUUACAUUGAUGAUCACUAUUUACAUAUAUUUUUGCAGAUGCACAAAUGUGGUAGAUUUAUCGUGUUUUUCACAUAUUCCACAUAGAUGUUGCAUUUGGAUUCAGUCAUUAUGCUUUCUAGUAUUUACACCAGGGGUGGCCAAAGGGGGGGCAUUUGUGGCCCAUGGCUUUUGACCAGCAACAUAUUCUAAAAAUAUAAUUUCACGAGAAAACUACAACAACAAAAAUGGAAAAAAUCAGUAGUAGAAUAUAUUAAUAAGAAUUAAGUCCAACUAUUCAAAGAAAAAAGUUGUCAUGAGAAAAGUGGUAAUUUUAUGAAAAUAAUGUAAUAUGAGGGAAAGUAUUGUAGUAGCACACAAUUCAAAUAUUAAAGUAAAAACUUUAAAAAGUCCAACAAACUAUCCUUAUUUUCCACAAGAUAAGGUGCACCUGAUUGUAAGGUGCAGUCUCUUUAUUUCUGUACUGAACACAUACAUAAGGUGCCCUGUGGUAUUAGGUAUAUGCUAAAUAUACCUAAUAGGGGCUAAAUGUCAAAUGCAAGAGCAAACUCAGUGCUGCAACUCACUGGAUUAUUAAACGACUUGUUGAUUUUUUGAAAAAAUUAAUGGAUUUUAUGUGCACCAUGUAGUGCGGAAAAUAUGGCAAUGAAUAAAGUUGUAAUGGAAACUUGGGUUGCAGAAAAAGUCAAAAUUAAGUCGAAAUAUUAUGGGAAUAAAAGCAUGAUGACAAGAAAAUGACAAUAAGGAAACUGAUUUUUUUUUAAAAAUAAAACAGGUCAUAGUAUUAUAAGUAAAAACCAAAAAUAAAUAAAGUUGAGUUUUUAAAAUUGAGUUUUUUGAAAAACGCCAAUAAUUAAAAAAAAAAAGUCAUCAAGUCAUAAUUACGAGAAAGUUGAAAUUGUUGAAAACAAAAAAGUGAAAAAUGUUUCAGUGUUUGGCCCCCCAUUGUCAGCAUUACAUUUCCUGCUGCAAACAUCAUUUCUGUGUACGCUAUAUAGAGUUUUGUCCAUGAAGUAUUUAAGAUAUGGAUAUUUUUAUUUUCCUACUUUUUUCCAGUCUGUACAUACAACUAUGAAUUGUUGAAAGCAAAUUGUUUAUUUUCCAUUGGGUGUUACCAUUCUGACAUGGGAACAUACUAUGUGUAUUUAUGUG
Molecule: messenger RNA, 4313 nt
Organism: Doryrhamphus excisus (bluestripe pipefish)
Lineage: Eukaryota; Metazoa; Chordata; Actinopteri; Syngnathiformes; Syngnathidae
Gene: wnt10a
Product: wingless-type MMTV integration site family, member 10a
Biological process (GO): multicellular organism development; canonical Wnt signaling pathway; cell fate commitment
Cellular component (GO): extracellular region
Molecular function (GO): frizzled binding; cytokine activity
Source: RefSeq, a predicted model, not a curated record